CUUCUACAUGUUUAAAUUUGGGUUUGAGGAAAUACCAUCAAUGCCUUAAUGUUAUUUUAGUGUGAGUGAAAAGCCCCUGUAACUGUAUCCCUUCAUACAUGAGGCCAGGAGUUAUUUUCAUGUCAGUGGUCAGUGCUGUCCACAGGCGUGUGUUUCUCACUCCCGGGUCACGUUAUCUGCAUCUUAAAUGUCAGACCUGUCAUUGUAUUUGUAAGUUUGCAUCAGUGUAGAGAGAAUAUGGCUGCAGACGAGUGAAACUGUCCAUGUCAGUGUGUUCAGGGAGACUUUACAGGCUGUGUCAUGACUCCGGCUGAGAGGCUGAAGGCGCUCCUCUUCUUGGCGUUGUUCUUCGGCGCGGCGGGGUUUCUGUUCACGCUGCUCUCCUGUGGUACCGAGUACUGGCUGCUGGCGGCAGAGACGUGCAACUCCAAUAAGGGAACCUUCGGAGGAAGUGGCCUUAAAAAGGGGAAGAGCAGCAGUGAGGCUUUCGGCGGAGUGAGGAUCUUCCACGAGGGUCUGUUCUGGCGCUGCUCCUUCAUGGCUGAAUCUGAGGACUUUUCAACGUGGGACCUCUGGAUCUCCAAUCAGCCGUCAUCCAGGCUCUGCAAGGCUGCUUUCCUCUUCCCAUUUCCUGUUUAUGAACCAUCGGGGGCGGAGCCAACAGAGCCGUUCGAACACCCCUCUGCUAUUGUUUUCAGGACGUUCUGGAGCAUCUUCCUGGUUGCAGGCUCCGUGUCGGUCUUUAUUGGUGGAUUUGCAGUCAUCUGUGCGGGACCACUGGCCAAUCACAAGCUCUAUAAAAUGGGCGGGGCUUUACAGCUGAGCGGCGGUGUGUGUCUGCUGGCCGUGGUGGUCAUGUACCUGAUGUGGGUGCAGGUUUUGGACACUCUGGAGCAGUUUGUCCUCCAUCAGAGACUCUCCUCCUGUCCCUCCUUCCACCUCAGCAUCCAGCUCGGCCCUUCUUUCCUCCUCGCUCCUGUGGCCGUCUUCUCCUGCCUGCUGGCUGGUCUGCUCUCACUCCUCAUUGGUCGGAUGAUUCAGGAGGUACGGAGAGAGAAAAACCAGAACGUUCCAGAAGCUCCAGAAGCUGAUGUUUGACUGUUUAAAAGAUAUAAACCCUUUAAAUAAUUA
Molecule: messenger RNA, 1131 nt
Organism: Labrus mixtus (cuckoo wrasse)
Lineage: Eukaryota; Metazoa; Chordata; Actinopteri; Labriformes; Labridae
Product: transmembrane protein 182-like
Exons: 5
Coding region: 301-1098 (265 amino acids)
Cellular component (GO): membrane
Source: RefSeq, a predicted model, not a curated record